AACCCCCGCGCUCUCUAUCAGCAUCUCAUUCCUGUUUCAAUAUGUCUCAAGAUGGCGGCCAAUGCAGGAUCGAUGUUUCAAUAUUGGAAGCGCUUUGACUUACAACAACUACAGAAAGAACUAGACGCCACCGCCACACAGCUUGCCAACAGACAGGACGAGAGUGAACAGUCCAGGAAGAAACUAAUCGACCUGAGCCGUGAGUUCAAGAAGAGCACACCAGAGGAUUUCCGGAAACAGGUCGCCCCUUUGCUCAAGAGCUUCCAAGGAGAGAUCGAUGCCUUGAGUAAGAGAAGUAAAGAAGCAGAGGCCGCCUUCUUGAACGUGUACAAGAAAAUAAUUGAUGUCCCAGAUCCUGUACCUGUGCUGGAGCUGGCUCAGCAGCUGCAGCUGAAGCUCCAGAGGAUGCACGACAUUGAGACGGAGAACACCAAACUCCGCGAGACACUGGAGGACUACAACAAAGAGUUUGCAGAGGUCAAAAACCAAGAGGUGACCAUUAAGGCCUUGAAGGAAAAGAUCCGAGAGUACGAGCAGUCUCUGAAGAAUCAAGCAGAGAACCUGGCCCAAGAGAAGCAGCUCCAGCUACACAACGACUAUGCAGAGAAGGAGAGGAAACUCCAGGAGAGCCAGGACUCCAUGUCCUCAAGGUUGGAAGAGGCCGAACACAAAGCCCAGUCCCUGCAGACAGCACUUGAAACGACUCAGGCCGAGCUCUUUGAUUUGAAGACCAAGUAUGACGAGGAGUCCACAGCAAAGGCCGACGAGAUUGAGAUGGUGAUGACCGACCUGGAAAGAGCCAAUCAGCGUGCAGAAGCUGCUCAACGAGAGACGGAGUCGCUGAGGGAGCAGCUGUCCUCGACUAACCUGUCCCAGCUCGGCAGUCCGGCCGAGGCCGACACCGACACGGAACAGCAGGCGGAGGCGGUGUCCCACUCAAGUCUGGAGGCGGAGCUUAGGGCCAAAGAGAGGGAGACCGCCCAGCUGGUGGAGGACGUCCAGAGACUGCAGGUCAGCCUGACCAAUCUCAGAGAGACUACCAGCUCCCAGAUCACACAGCUGGAGCAGCAGCUCAGCAGCAAGACUGCCGUCCUCAAGGAACUAGAGGAGAAACUGCAGAAACAAACUGACUAUGAGGAGGUGAAGAAGGAGUUGAGUAUCCUGAAGUCUAUGGAGUUUGGAACAUCUGACUCUGUGCAGGACUCCUCCAAACCUCUGGAGGUGCUGUUGCUGGAGAGGAACCGCAGUCUUCAAUCCGAGAGCGCCGCUCUGCGCAUUGCCAACACUGAGCUCAGCGGGUCAGCCAGGCGAAAAGGGACAGAAGUGUCCACACCGAAGGAGGAGACCAUGCCCCGCGACUCCUCUUCCUCGCCCCCUCCUCCCCCUCUCUCUCUUCCUUCCUCCUCCCAGCUCCCCCUGUCUCGCACUCACACAGACCCCCUCAACACUGCCACCACCACCACCACCACCGCCACCAGCGGCGAAACGCACCCUUUCAGUCCUACGGGCAUUGGACAGGACUUCUACUCGCCCGUUUUCCCUCUGGUGGGCGGUAAGAUGGCUUUGAACUCCCUCAUCCAGAGGCAGCUGCUUCAAACCUUCUACUCCAAAGCCUUGCAGGAGUCCUCUGGAAUCCCCAGUGGGGCUCUGCUGUUCACCCCGUUCACUCCGACCCUCAGCUCCAUCCCUACCUCCACCCCUGGCUCUGGGUCAGCGGCCAUCCCUCUGGCAGCCAGCAGCCCCCAGCCUCCUCCAGCCAGCCCAGACAUGGCUCCCGUUAAUGGGAGCAGCACCGCUGGCAGUGCCCCGUCCCCUUCACCCAGCCACUCCGACGCCACCACGGGAAGUAUUUUGGACGGGGAAGACAUGGACACGGCAGAGAUUGCCCGCCAGGUGAAAGAGCAGCUGAUAAAGCACAACAUUGGCCAGCGCGUGUUCGGCCACUACGUGCUGGGACUGUCCCAGGGCUCGGUCAGUGAGAUCCUGGCCAGGCCGAAGCCGUGGAACAAGCUAACGAUUCGGGGGAAGGAGCCUUUCCACAAGAUGAGGCAGUUCCUCGCCGAUGAGCAGAACAUCCUCGCACUGCGAAGCAUCCAGGGGCGGCAACGAGAGGGCUCAGGCCAGCCCCAGCUUAGCCGAGUGUUUCAGGAUGUUCCGAAGCGGCGAGCCCUCUCCAAUACAGCUUCACACACAGGUAACAUUACUGCCCGCGUCCGCACCCCAGAGGCUGGUUCAGAUGAGGCGAUCAAGUCCAUUCUGGAGCAGGCCAAAAGAGAGCUGCAGGUGCAGAAAGCCGACCUGUCCCACGUUCAACCCUCAUAUGCAGGACUGAAAGGAGGGGGCGGAGGGGGCGGCGGAUCAGACGAGGCUAUCCGCUCCAUCCUCGAGCAAGCUCGGCGAGAGAUGGAGGCCCAACAGACUGCACUGGAGCCCCUCCUCAAGGCCUCAUCUUCGUCUUCCUCCUCAGCAUCGCUAUCUCACAGGGACUUCCUGAACUGCUCGCUCACCGCUCCCCUUCCCCCUUACAACCCCCUGGCCCUCUCCCUCAAGAAGCCUCCAAGCUCCCUCUUGUCCUCCCCCUCAUCCCCGUCUCCAAUCCUGGACUUCAGCUCCAGCGUGAAGAGAGAGGGCAGGGCUUCUUUGGGUAUCGACAUGUCCGUUGACGGAGUUCACAGGCUGGGUCGGAGCUCUGAGGGGUCAGCCCGCUCUGGAAGCUCUGGAGGAGUUGGUUAUUGGAGAGAGCAGUGGUGGAGCAACAUGCAUACGGACCCUCGCAGGGCCAUAUCUAGCCAGACCGGAGAGGACAACUACAACCAGGAGGACUCCAAAGAGGGAAUAUUGAGUGACAGUCUGUCUCGACACAAACUUGACACAAACCGGUGGAACAAGUUGAACCAGAGGAGCAGAGAGCCAUACCUCCGCAUGCAACCGUGGCUCAAUGGAGACCAGGGGCAAAACACACACAUCCAGCAAGCUCAGAACCAAGCAGAGGGUACUCCCAAGACAUCAGCCAGCUGCAGCCCCGCUCCAGAGUCCCCCUUCAGUUCAGCUGAGGAGUCUGUCAACGGUCUCGCAGGGGAUCCUCUAGCUCCACAGUCCUCCAGUCUCAAACUGGCGUCGGAGGAUCCGUCGGGUGGGGAGUCGCAGCCCGGCACCCCGCUUCCUGUUCCUGGUCAUUCUGGUCUUAGCAUCCAGGAAAUGGUUGCAAUGUCUCCUGAGCUCGAUACUUAUGCCAUCACCAAGAAGGUUAAGGAGGUUCUGACUGAUAAUAACCUUGGCCAGCGUCUGUUUGGGGAGACUAUCCUGGGUCUGACUCAGGGUUCCGUCUCAGACCUGCUGGCCAGGCCCAAACCCUGGCACAAGCUCAGCCUGAAGGGCAGAGAGCCCUUUGUCCGCAUGCAGCUCUGGCUCCAGGACCCACACAGUGUGGAGAAACUCAUGGACAUGAAACGCCUGGAGAAAAAAGCUUACAUGAAGAGGCGGCUGAGCUCCUUGAGUGACAACCAUUCGGUGGACAUGGGCUUAGUGGGGCAGGAUUACAUCCAGGGCUCCCAGAGCCCGGGACACCAGCACCUGAAGAAGGCCAGGGUGGUGUUGGGCCCAGAGGAGAAGGAGGCCCUGAAGAGGGCCUACCAGCAGAAGCCCUAUCCCUCCCCCAAAACCAUCGAGGAGCUGGCCUCCCAGCUCAACCUGAAGACCAGUACUGUCAUCAACUGGUUCCAUAAUUACAGGUCACGUAUCCGGCGGGAGCUCUUCAUAGAGGAGAUCCAGGCAGCUGGCGGGUUGGGGCCCGGCAGCGAAGGGGGCUCCCCUUCCCUCCGCGGCUCCAAAUCAGGAGAGGGCGACAGCUGUGACGGGACGGAAUCCGAGGGCACGGUGGAGACACGCCAGGGACUGGGCAUCGGCCUGGAGGACCACAGAGGAGCAUGCAAAGACGACAUGGAGGUCGAGUCUGAGGCAGGGGGAUCUAAUAACUCCCCUGACCAGUUUGACUGCAUCACCUCAGGCUUAGUCGGGCCGGGCUCCAGCUGUGGACAGGGUGGACUGGGGCUCUUCAGCCUGACAGAGGCGUCCUCCAGUGGCUCUGCCUCUAGUACUAACAUCCCAGCCUCUGGCCCUGCCAGAAACCCCAGGGACAACAAUCUGCGCAAGAAGAAAGCAGCCAAUCUCAAUAACAUCAUCCACAGGCUGGAGAAGGCUGCCAGCAAAGAGGAUCCCUCGGAGUGGGAGUUCUAGUUCCCCCUGACCAUCCUUCAUCCCUCUUGUCUCAUAACCUCACGACCUCUAACCUUGGACCCCUCCUGCUCUGUUCCAGUUGGAGAGUGGACACAGCCAAAGUCAAGCUCAGCAGCCAUUUUUAUUACAUAGAAGCUUUCUGAAAAGAGGAAAGAAACAAAGAGUGGUUGGCAAAACCCUUAAAAAGAAGAUUUACUGAAAUCCUAGAAGAACAAAAUAAGAGAAAUUCCGUGUCUCUCUGUUGUGUUUUUUAAAAAACUGAGUUUUGUUUUUGUACUGAGAAAAGCACUUAGCCGUCCUGCUGGCCUCGGGCCCUGCUGUACCUCCCCCCUAUCACCAGCCACUGGUGCACCAGACUGGUUAGUCCUGAGCUGGGGUCUGACCCACAGCUGGGGUUGAAACCUGGACUCAGAAACACAGGCCAGGCCUGACACAGCAGCUGUCACAGUGAGAGACACUGAUGGAGUUAUAGAUGGAGACAGGAACUUUCUUACAAGAACUCUCACUUUCUUAAAGGAGAUUUUUUUCCGCUCUUCUUCUCACCUCCCAAGUGUCCACAAACCUCCCCUCACUCAGUGAGACGCCUCAUUUUUCACACUGUAGAGUGACUGUUACAAACCCUUUGCCUUUUUCACUCACUGCGUGUGUGUUUGUGUGUAUGUUAGGGAUUGUGUCAGUGUGCACCUGUUUGUGUGUGUGUGUAUAGACACACACCUAAGAGUUGUGUGUAUGUGUGUGUGUGUGUGUUCUCUUCUCAAUGGCAGCAUGUUUUCUUUUUAAUCUCACUCCUACACUCUUAAGAGGGUAGUGGAAGGCCUGCCGGCUGAGCUGCCAUGGUUACUGAUGUAAGAGAGAUGAACUUUGACCUGUUGUGUCCCAUAUCCUAUCCUGCUGACAGCCAUGUGAUGGCCAGAAGGAUUUCUAAUUCCUCACAAACACACGCACUCAUCUGAAGAGGAAGGAUGGACGGAACCCUCCUCCCGCCUCCUUAAAAAUCUUCUUUUAAGGAUGAAGGAUGAUCUCUUCAUUUUGAUAUUGCAAUUUGGUUGCCAAUAAGAGAUUGCACAGUCUAUUGACUCUAAAGAGUACAAAAUAGGGAAUUUUAGGAAUAAUUUUUGAUUAGUACAAAAUAAGGACAGAAAAUAAAAUCUUACUGUUUAAAAGAAAAAAUCACAAAAAAAAGUUGAAAUGGAAUAAUGUUGCAUUGUUGAAAUACGAUACAAUGAAUUCACGUAGUACUGUAGCUGUCUGACAUGAUGAUACGAUACAUGUCUCUUGUUGUUUUAGUUUGUGCACGUCACAGCUUUUACCCAGCACUGGACCUGCUGGGUGUGUGUGUGUGUGUCUGCACCACUGACACAUUUUCUCUAUUCACAAACUCACAUGUUUUUAUAGGCCAAAUCAGGAAGAGUGUGUUUGUGUGUGUGUGUGUGUGUAUGUGUGUGUCUGUGUCUUAUGUCUGUUUGUAUUUGCCUGCAUGUAAGUCAGGGUCGAGGUCAAUUCACUCAGAAAAACAUUUAUGAAGUAGAUUGUCGAUAAUGAAAUUCUUGACUAAGAAGAAAAUGGGUCAAAUGAAUUGCAAUGUGGAGUACUAGAUCAUACCUGUACUUUCUGCUAAUCGCUGUCAAAGUGAAUUCUCCCCAACCCUGGUAUGAGUAGGUACCACUCUCCUCUGGUCUAUCCUGUAUCCAGGGAUGUUUUGCAUUGAAUUCUACUGUAUACACUACAAAUUAUAAGGCAUAUCACCUCCUCCCCGUCCCACACAAGCCCUCAGUGCCUGUCAGCCUACUGCCUCCCCUCUGUGUGUGCGUGUGUGUGUGUGUGUGGUGUGUGCGCGCACGUUUGCAUGGAUGCAUGUACACACAUGCCUGUCGAUACAUGCGUGUGCACAAGUGCGUGCGAUUGAGUGUUCAGUCUUUCCAAUGAGUGGGGUCAUAUUUCGUAUCUACUUGCACACACUACUAGUGCACAACUGACACCCUUCUUUAAGCUGUUUGAUGCGUUACCAUUACAUUAAUCUUCUCACAAAGUAGUGUAAUACUAUGAUUUACUGUAGCUUGGUUUUAUUGCUAUUUUGCAUUUAUAGUUUGGUUUUUAUUCUGCUUAUUUAUAGGUGCUGUAUUUUUCAUUUAAUGUCUUAUCAUUUGAGUUGUCUAUUUUUUAAGGGAUUAUACUGUUCCUGAGGGCAAGUAACAUUUUUAUUAGACGUAUAGACUGCCGGCAGUAUUGGUUAUUAUUUACAAAGAUGUACUAGUUCUCAUUUGUUUGUAUAUUCAUGAAUCCUAAAGUUUAGUGUCAUUUCAAUAGCUUUGACAAAAAUGUGUUGGCUACAGUUCAUGCUCCCGUAAGCAUUAAGCUUUCACCACAACAGUUAUGCUCUUUACUUGCUUGCUAGAGAAUCAAAGUACAUAUCAAGAUCAGCCAACAUAUGAUAGCAUAUCUCUUUUCCUGUUUUCUGUCUCCCGAUGAUGUUUUUCCGGCUCUUUCCUGGGCAAGCCCAACACUAACGCCGGGCGGGACAUUCGGCCUUCUUUAGGUAAAGGUCGCCCCCUCGGUAAUCACAUUAACACAAUUUACUCUUUGUCGAAUAGGUCAAAUGAAAUUACCUAAACUUGAAAACACAGGUUAACUUGAAAGAGGUCAUAUCUGCCAAAUUGAGAUUAGAGAAGUGUACCAGCUAGCAGAGGUGCUACGUCAGAUCAGAACAGAUCGCCAGCCUAUGAUUAUGCAGAAUCUAUAUUGCAGUCCGUAACAAAGCACUUACUAGGAUCCUUGGGAUAUGGUCAGUAAACACUACAACAGAGGACGAUCCUGGGAAACGUAUUAAAGUGGUUGUGAACCAAGCACAGACUCUUCUCUUCACCCCAACACUAGUUAAAUCAUCAGAUAGUUGUACCCGUGUUUUCUGCAUUAUGUACUGUAUUUUUAUACAGUAGCCCCUUAGUUCCUCCUGUACAGCUGUAGAUAUUAUGAGCAAACACCUGUUUUGGUUUCCAUCCCAAAGUCUCCUCAGUCCACCCUUGAGCCUCCCCUCUCCCUCAAUGUACUUCCAGAUGUAUUCACAAGCCUGUCAAAAUAACUGAUAACCUCGUUGCGCUGCAUUAAGAUGCUCUGUUUCAAAUUGGAUUUUCUAGUGUAUCGAGUAAUUGUACAACUCCUCAAACAUUGGCGCUUCCUGUGGUCGACUGAUGUGAAACAUCCGUCUUCUGCAGAUUACCGAAGGCUCAUUGCUUUCUGUUGGACUGCUUGGACCGGACAACCACAGUGUGUUUAAUGGUGAUGAACAGCUACCGUAAAGAAUAUAAGCACUUAACCCAUUUUCCAUUUGAUAGCCAGAUCCAUCAACUCACCUAAACAAAGUGAGCUCAUCAGACGUGUGCCUGUAAACUGCCAAGCAGGGCACCAAACUAGUGAUGUUCUUUUAGAUGGAGACUUCUUUCACCACAUUCAUUCAUAAUAUGUCCCACAUCUUGACCCACAUGAAUCUCUCAUACACUUCAUAUUGGUACUUUAAAGUCAACUCUCUUCCGCUUCCUGGGGAGGGUGGUGUGUAAUUCCUGGAGUGCAGUGAAAGAGUGAAAGGAGAAAAGGAGCUUGUGUAUUCUCGCAGACACGUUCGGUCCGGUUCCCAUUUCAGACCGUUGUUUUCCCACAAUGCAUUUGUUACAUUGUACAUAACCUUAACUAGCAGCGAAGGGCCAGAGCAUUGAAUGAAGGAGGAAGCAUGCAGAAACAGCGUACACUGUAAUAACACUGAAUUUAUUCAUAGGGCAUUUUGUAUUUUUCUGUUUGUGUCAGGUUUGCUGUGACAUUAAUAAUGGCACUACAGGUAUUGUUGAUGACGUGUGCCAAUUCGAACGGUUAUUUGGAAAAGAGACUUGUAAAUACAGUCGAUCAAGUAGCUAUUGAUUCACUAUUGUCACAGUAUGCUUUUGUUUGAAGGCAGGAGGAGAGAAGGGACGAUUCAGGACUUUUCCAUGAUCCACAGAUAUUUUUCUACAAAUUUAAAUCAGAUGAUUCUAUACACUGUUGAAUAACAUUGUAAAGGUGUAACAGAUGCUGUAUAUCAUAUCAUGUUUUCUGAAGUCGUAAAGCUUUACUGUAUGAUCUGUUGAAGUAGUGGUUAUUCAUUUGACACAUUAGUUGUAAUGGAAGCCUGAACAGCAGCACUGGUCACCAUAUUCAGGAAAAAAAGAAAGAAAGAAAGGAAAACCUCAGAUGUUUUUUGUAAUACUUUUAGAAUAUAUCCUAUGAAGUGGGUUUUGUAAAGGAACGCUUUCCGAAUCAGUGGUGCUGUAUGCAUAGCACACUCGGUAAUACAUACACACAUAAUACAGCACAACACACUCAUCCUUUAACCCCCCCCCCCCCUCCACUGUACUUGCGUGCUUUUCGUUUUUUUUUUUUUUUUUUCUUCACGCUCCCCUCACACAUUGGCUCCAGCUAAGUUAGAUUAAGUCUUAAACCCUUUCCUCUUAUUUCUUGCUUAGCGCCACCAUGUUUCACUGGCAGAGAUCACCUGUGGAGCGUUGAAACGGCUCAACGAAGGCUCACAAUACUCAAAAGAGGAAGCAAAAAAGCCAAAUAGUGAAGUAGUGAUCCACCUCUGUUGAAAGGUUGCUGACAGUUUUCUGAAUGUUGCUUCCUUGUGUCGCCGCUUCAGUUCACUUAUAGCUUAAACCACAGUAUAGUCUGACAACCAAAUGCCCCCGGGGAGAUCUUUGCCCCCCCCCCUCUCCCUUUCUCCCCCUCCUUUUGGAAAGCUUUAAGAUGCUUGUUGAGGCUUUAGCGAGUUCAGAGUUGCUUUUUAAACGAUUUCUCCGACCUUGGCUUCAACGAUGUGGAAGUAAUAAUUUUCAUAACUUCUCCCACUGCCGAUUUUGUGAGUGUGUGUGUGCGCGUACAUGUGUGUUGUAGUACAAAAGGCUGCAUGACUGUAAAGGGAUGGUUAAGAUGUUU
Molecule: messenger RNA, 9195 nt
Organism: Pungitius pungitius (ninespine stickleback)
Lineage: Eukaryota; Metazoa; Chordata; Actinopteri; Perciformes; Gasterosteidae
Gene: cux1b
Product: cut-like homeobox 1b
Exons: 23
Coding region: 52-4236 (1394 amino acids)
Biological process (GO): regulation of transcription by RNA polymerase II; intra-Golgi vesicle-mediated transport
Cellular component (GO): Golgi membrane; nucleus
Molecular function (GO): RNA polymerase II transcription regulatory region sequence-specific DNA binding; DNA-binding transcription factor activity, RNA polymerase II-specific
Source: RefSeq, a predicted model, not a curated record